UUCACGCGAACUUCGAAGCGUGUACAAACAACAUCAUGUCUUCCAAACUUAGAAUGAGUAACGGCGACUGGGUCUGCACUGAUAAGCGAUGCGGUAAUGUAAAUUUUGCCCGACGUACUUCCUGCAACCGUUGUGGAAAAGAAAAAGGGAACAUUGACAAAGUGAAGCUCACUGGGGCAGAAAUUGGGAAACAAGCUGCAGCAAAAAGUAGAGGACUGUUUAGUGCUGAUGACUGGAUGUGCUCCAAAUGUGGUAAUGUAAACUGGGCUCGAAGAAAUGAUUGUAACAUGUGUGGACAUCCUAAAUUUGCUAAAGCUGAAGUUAGGACAGGAUAUGGUGGUGGUUUUAAUGAACGUGAAGGGGUAGAGUAUAUUCAAAGAGAAGAUUCUGAUGAUGAAUUUGAUGAGUUUGGCAGAAGAAAGAAAGGAAAGCAGGGUGCUUCUCAAGCAGUUCUUCAACAGAAACCACCAACAGAAGAACUUAACAACAAAGAGGAGGAGGAGGAUGAUGAUGAUGAUGAUGAAGGAGGCGAUCUGUCAAAAUACAAUUUGGAUGAUGAGGAUGAUGAUGAUGAUGAUGAUGAAGAUGGUGACUUGUCCAAGUACCAACUUGAUGAUGAUUCAGAUAAUGAAAACAAGGAUAAGGGCCGGCGUUCUAGAUCCAAGUCGGGUUCUCCUCCCACUAAGAGAAAGCGACACAGUGGAAGUAGUGGUUCGUCUUCCUCCUCAUCAAGGUCUAGGUCGAGAAGCAUCUCUUCGCGGUCUCGUAGUCGCUCAAGGUCGCGUUCUAAGAGCUCCAGUUCAAGAUCAAGGUCUCGUUCGGUCUCAGGAUCUCCCAAACAAAGUCCAAGGGAGAGGAGGUUUGGUACUUGUGUUACAAUCGGGAUUGAAUGUCUUGCAUUUACUCAGUCAAAUUUCCACACAACUACCCAGUUUGAUCAAUGAACAUGACAUAGUUAGAGAGAUGGGUUGCAGACAUCUUUUUCCUCAUGGAUAUGCAAAGGAUAGGAAUGAGUGAUAUUGGAAUGUGAUAUGCAAAUUUUGUGAGAAGGGGAUGGGUUGUAAUAAAGAUGGCAGGCAGACUGACUGACUGUUAAAUAUGGUGGAUCAAUUUUUAAAUUCCAUCAUUCAGAAUUCUAACCCAUUGGCCAACCAAAUGAUGAAAUUUCUUCCUGCCCUCCCUUUUUUUAGUAUAACAAUUUUUGUUUUCAGUCUUCCUAUAAACUUUGAGUGAAAAAGUGGAUGGCCUUUAUGGUUAUAGCUGCUGAUGGUGGACAUAAACUUCUGUUUGACCCUAAUCUAAAUUUCACUUUCAUUUCUCUUAUCUCAUCCAGAUCUGACACUUGCCUCUAAGGUUUUUUCAUUCUUUUAGCCUUUCCCUUCAUUUUGCAUUCAACAUUUUUUUCCUCUGCAGAAAGUCCCAUUCCCGAUCCAGAUCAAGAUCUAGGUCCAAAUCUCAUUGAGAUGUGACCAGGAAAGAUAGAAACUGCUGUUGUAGGUCAAGUAAGUGAAAGGCCACAGAGAUAAUUCAUGCUAACUGUGGAGGUCUCAACUUAGAUGGUUCAUUUCACUAAAUGGAUUAGUAUGUGAUUAGUACACAAGCAUGGAGUCUUGUUUGUGGCAUCAAAGGCAAUAGUAUUUUUCUUACAUGAGGAAGUGCUCUUAAGCAGAGAUAUUUUUAGACAUGGAUGGCAACUGAACAAAGACUACAACUGCCUGUAAUGCAUUUUGAAAUCAGUCAUUAAACUGCAAUGUCUUACCAAAAAUAUUUUGGUUUUAUCAACUAAGUUGAAAUUGUAAAUUAGCCACG
Stylophora pistillata is the source of this 1809-nucleotide messenger RNA. Its product is annotated as zinc finger Ran-binding domain-containing protein 2. The record is from RefSeq and is a predicted model, not a curated record. Gene Ontology annotation, molecular function: lipopolysaccharide binding; RNA binding. Lineage: Eukaryota; Metazoa; Cnidaria; Anthozoa; Scleractinia; Pocilloporidae. Gene Ontology annotation, biological process: RNA processing.